CACUUCAAGGCCUUUUAUAUUAUCAAUAAUAAUUCAGUGUUUUUCGAUGUUGCUUGACGGAACUAUAUAGUGUAAAUUAUAUUUACCGAUUCAAAGAUAGAUAUUAAAUUUAUAAUAAUGUGAUUUUAGUAAUGGCUUUUCAUUAAAUUGAUAGUUAAGAUAAAUUGUACAGCUGUAAAUAACAUCUAAAUUUGAGAAUAAGUUUGACUUUAGCCACAUCAAAGAUGUAUUUUAUACGAAGAGCUUGGAAGUGUACAAAUUUAUGGUCGCCUAUUAAGAGGUCCUAUACCAUACAAACACCAGUGGUAGAUUUAACAGUGGACAACGAAGGUAUUGCCACACUCACCAUGCAACGACCACCUGCCAAUACAUUCAAUUUGGAAUAUUUACAUGAAAUUACUAAUUCGCUUAAUGAAAUCUCGAAACAGAAAGUUAAAGGCGUCAUUUUAACUUCAGCAAUACCUAACAUAUUUUCCGCAGGACUAGAUAUUAAUGAAUUUUAUAAGCCAGAUUUACAAAGACUAGAAAACUUCUGGAGCUCUGUUCAAGAUGUUUUUAUAAAACUUCUCGACUUAGACUUCGCUACUGCAGCAGCAAUUAAUGGCCAUGCGCCCGCAGCUGGUUGUGUUCUGUCCCUAUCGUGCGAAUACCGUGCCAUGGUGAACGGUAAUUAUAAGAUAGGUUUGAACGAGGCGGCUCUAGGCAUCAUAACCACGCCGUGGAUCCAAGCGAUGAUGUACCAGGUGAUACCGAUGAAACACACCGAGACAGCGUUGACAACUGCCAAGUUAUUCGACGUAGAUGAAGCUCUACAGAUCGGCCUAAUAGACGAAAUAGCAUCAAACAAGGAAGAUGCUAUAAACAGAUGCAAACAAUACAUCAGAAAAUUUGAUAAAAUUCCUCUGCAUGCGAGGGCUUUGACAAAACAAAGAAUGCGACAAACUCCAAUAAAAAUACUACGAGAACAACGUGAAGAAGACAUUAGAAUGUUCGUUGAUGUAGUUAUGAACCCAUCAGUGCAAGAUAAUUUAAAAGAUUACGUUGAAAAACUUAAAAAUAAGAAAAAAAAGUAAAUAAGUAAAUCAUA
Molecule: messenger RNA, 1087 nt
Organism: Papilio xuthus (Asian swallowtail)
Lineage: Eukaryota; Metazoa; Arthropoda; Insecta; Lepidoptera; Papilionidae
Product: enoyl-CoA delta isomerase 1, mitochondrial
Exons: 5
Coding region: 225-1073 (282 amino acids)
Biological process (GO): fatty acid beta-oxidation
Cellular component (GO): mitochondrion
Source: RefSeq, a predicted model, not a curated record